CCAUCUUAUAUCAAGUGUUUACCCUAAAGGCCGGUUCGACCUGGCCCAAGCUACCAUAACAAGCUACAACCUCCGACAGCCAUAAAAUUCAGUUUUCGCGGAAAACAAGCUAUUUUUGGAGUAAUCCAAGACCAUUUGGAUGCAGUUUAAGCUGCGUCUUUAAAAACGGUUGAUUUGCAGUGGAUUGUGAACCAAUCGCUCAGAAACGAAGAUGACGAAAAAACACGCUUUUAAAAAUGCAGAAGAUAUGAAAAAAUAUCACUUGAGUGAAUUCAAUUCCGAAGCUACUCCCCUCACUAGACCCGCAAUGAAAAGCUUACAACAUGUUCCAUGUAAGUUCUUUCGCCAAGGAACCUGUACAAGCGGGAAAAACUGUAUUUUUAGUCACGACUUGGAAUCUGCGUUCGAAAAAACUGUCUGUAAAUAUUUUCAAAAAGGGAAUUGCAAAUUCGGCUCCAAAUGUGCAUUAGAACAUAUCCUUCCGGAUGGAAGACGUGUAAAAACUCGCGCCCUAACUUCAUCAAUGCUUGCCGGCCCUAUGAAUCCUACAGAUCAAGUUGCCUCUACAAUGGUAAAUCCAAGGUUUUCGAAAGAAAUAGCUGACUCGGAACUAAGAAUGGAAACACCAAUAGAGAAAAAACCGGAACCUGUAAUUGAAUCAUACAAUGCGAUGCAUAUGGCUUCUACUGGCGAAAACGCUUUGCCUACCGUGUCAGUGGAAUCUACUAAAAAAGCAAAUGCUCCACCAGAAAGUAAUAAUUUGGACCAAGAAAAUAUUUCCUUUGUCCCUUCAAAAACUAAUGAUAAUCAAGAUCAAACUUCAUCACCUAAUGCUUAUAAUACAUCUAUGAAUGCCUCCAUAUUGCCAUCAACAAAAAGAGUUGUAUCUAAUCCCUCUAUGAAGCCUCCCUUAGUUGAAGGAUCUUCAUCUUUUUCUUCGGGUCCUGGAAUGUUAUCCUCUCCUCCUUUAACCCCAGAGAAUCAUCAAAUGUUUUAUUUACCAAUGAAUUCGUUGAGCACGGGUGUGCGUAAUCUCAAAUUACUCCCUCAAGAUGCUUUUUCCUUUUGUUUAAGGUCGCCUUCUUUGGAUCGUUCCCAAAGUGCCUCUAUUCUUCCUAGAAUAUCAUCCGGUACUUAUGCCGGAACUAACAAUAUUGGACGCUUUGCAAAAAGUCCACCUCCAGUGUCCGGACAUGGAUCAAACGGUUUGAAAAAUUUAGGGAAUAGUGGCUUACUUUAUUCUUCGUCUGCAUCUUUCGAUAAUGUGCAUGCAUUCCCUAGUCGUCGAAGUGUCCCUAACCUGAUGUCUACCCUCGGAACAAGUCCAUCAAAUUUUCAUGCUUAUAAUUCAAAAAACACAGAUAAGACUCAUUUUAGUAAAUUGUCUGCGUCCCAAAGUUUAUUCCCUUCAACAUCGCUAUAUGGCUCGUCUGUAGGAACAUCUCAAGAUGAAUUGUUAAGCACUGAUGGAGCUGACGAAUUUGCUAAUGAAGAAGACUUUAUCCCUAAUAGUUUGCAAGAACUCCUAACUCCGGCUGAGCUAGAACGAAAAAUGAGUCACGGUGAUGAUUUUCCCAGUUCUUCGUCUACAAAUCGAUUUAUAUCGAAAGCGUCAUCUGGUUUAAGUAGCAAUAAUGCUACACCCUUCGGUUCGGUUAAUGGAACACCAACCUCGAGUAGGUUUUUUGCUUUCUUUGAACGAAAUAAGGAAGGAAACAAUACGUCUACUAGAGUGUCACCAGCUGCAAUCUCAAAAAUAUCCCAAGAUUCGUUGAAUCUUAACCAUACAAAAGCAAUGCAUUCCAAUCUGUCUGCUAUAUCUGAGGCUUUCGAAGCAAAGCUUAAUGUAAAUGGAAAAACACGUGAAGAGGAUUUAGCCUUAAAAACUCCAUUCCAAGCAAACGAAAAACAGCUUCCAUAUGAUUCAGCGUUGGACGAAGAAACACAAUUUCAAAUGGAUGAAGAAUGAUUUAAAAAUUUGCGCAAAAAGUUACUUUAUCGUCAUGUUUUACUAAAAAAAAUAAAGUAAUAAGCUACGCUCUAAUAUUUGCUCAGUACAAAACAGUCUACUGUCAAGAAUGUCGUUUAAAAACUAUAAUGAAAUGUAUAGAACUCAGAAGAUCUUUUUUAUCUUCAAAUACUAUUACAGCAAUUCUAUAUUAAGAAACUGUUUUUCAUCCUUGUAAGGCUACUCCACUCUGAUACCAUUAAAGAUGUUUUUUAUAAAAAUAACAAACCCAUUUUUACCGGGAAAUCUCAUAGAAAAUAACAGGAG
This is a messenger RNA of Schizosaccharomyces cryophilus OY26, 2275 nucleotides long. RefSeq names its product zinc finger protein Cps3. Gene Ontology annotation, biological process: protein polyubiquitination. The record is from RefSeq and is a predicted model, not a curated record. Gene Ontology annotation, molecular function: ubiquitin protein ligase activity; metal ion binding. The transcript has 2 exons. Bases 212 to 1969 code for a protein of 585 amino acids. Lineage: Eukaryota; Fungi; Ascomycota; Schizosaccharomycetes; Schizosaccharomycetales; Schizosaccharomycetaceae.